GGUCAAAGGAAACAAAAUGUUUUACUGCAGGGAACAGAAGAUUAGGGUAUCAGCACAGCAGGACCUAGACACUGUCUAAAAUAAUAAAGUGCCUUUUGGUGAACAGCAUUUUGUGGGACAACUUUGGCAACAAAUUCAUUGAAGAGAUGAAUUCUCAAGCUGUCAGACUGUUGUUGGCUGUUGCCAUUUGGAAAGUGAGAAAUACAGAAGGCAAAUGAAGAGCUGAUGGGAACAAGAGGAUCCUUUGAGGAUAACAAGGUCUUUAAUGUCCUUCUAAUGCUUCAGGGAACAAGCUUUAUUGAUGGAUUAAAGGGGACAUUCUGAGACAUCCUCCUCAAGUGGCUUUGGAACCAGAACAAAUGUUAGAUCACGUUCCAGUUAGGGAUCAUACUGAUUUCUGCUUCUUCUUCAAGACCUAGCUAAGUAUUUACACUUUGAAUGAGGGUGAAUUGGUCAGAUGAGAUUGGGAUUUUGGUGCCUUGUCCUUCUUGUUGUGGUGGAUUCUAACCCGGGGGUUAAAUGGUGCUGAUCACAGAGGACCCAGGUGGAGGUGGAGGGACGUUGAUAAAAGUUCAGCAGAAUGGGAUCUCUGGAGGCCAGGCGGGGGCCGUCAGGGGUCCUAGAAAUGAGGAGUUGGAGACGGUCGCAGGCGACGAAAAUGAGGAUCCUAAUGAGGGAGACAAUGACGACAACAACUAUUACGAUGACGACGACGAUGAUGUCUAUCAGGAAUUUGAAGAAUUUGACUUUGACACAUUGCCAGAUCUGCCAGAGGAUACCAGGAGUAUCGCCUCUGAUGACUCCUUCUAUCCACCUGAUGAGUCUCUCAAAUACAGGACUCCCAGCCCAGUCACCCCUGAACCUCUGUCCUUCUUCAAGGCCUGCUCCAAUAACAAUUCCAUCAUAGUGAAGAUUAUGAUAAGGCAAGGGGUGACAGAGGAGGAAGUGAGAGAAACAGAUAAGAACAACAGAGUAUGUUUGCGUUGUCAUUAAAGAGAUUAACUAGUCAAUGUUCUCUGUGAUUUAGAUUAUAUCCGUAUUAUCAAGACAAGGCCUACUGUACAAACGUAUAACAUGGUCUCUGUUUCAAUGUCCACACUAGCAUCCUACUUAGAAUUAAGUGUAUAAUGCUUUCUAUGUGGUAUGCUAGUAUGGACAUUGGAAUAUAGAUCUUUGUAAAGCAGGUUUCCACAAGAUCUCCACCGAUCAAGAAUAAGCUUUAUGGUGAUUUCAUAUGAAAGACAGCACACAUUUUAGGCUUUUUGCUCCCGUUUCUGCAUGAGACAGAAGUGUUUUGUACUAGACACCCAAACUGUGUCAUUUCUGUGGACAGUGACAAUAUCAGAGGAAUACUCAGAGCAGUUGGUUAAGCCCUGGAACAGAUGGGGGGGGGGGGGGGGGGGGGAUUCCAGUUUGAGAUGGCGUUGAAGCAGCUCGUAAUCAUGGCUGAGCUUUUAAAAGGUUCACCCAAGAUAUCAGGGUGCAGCAGUACAGUACUAAGAGGGGAUUGGUGCUUCAAAUCCCUUAUUCUACACACCAUUAAUGACCAUCAUGGCUACAUAACAGGUAGGGUUAGGCCUAAUGCAAUUUUGGAUGUGUUUCUCACUGCUGUAUCCUCAUCAGUGGUAAAGCAAUAAUACUAGGGAUAUAACACAGCAGCCUAUGCAUUCAGUGACUACUAUUGCACAAUAUUUUCAAAAUGUGUUGCAUGUAGAUUCCAGAUACAGUAGUUCCAUGAUUUCCCUCAGUAUCUGAUCAAGCUGAGAAACAAGGCUCACCCACUGACCUUUUUAUUCCCUUCUCACGCCUGUGAAGAGACAGACUAAUACAGUAUAAAUAAGUGGAGAAGUCUGCUGUCAUGCUAUACCUACAGUAAUGGCACAUGUGUCUGGAUGGAUAAAGGCAAAUGCCCUCAGUUGUUUCACGUUACAUCCUAUACUGGCAUGACAUGAGCCCUAAUGUGUAGUUUGUAUAGAUGUAAACAAACACACACACAGCAGUGUUUUUAAAUCAAACACACUCUGAAUGUGGACUGUUUGAGCAGAGUAAGACCUUACUUUGGCAAAUCUAAAACUGCACUUGUCUUUUUUCCAAUUGACCCAGACAGCUAGUGGGGCCAAGAUGUUCUCCUAUGGGUUGUUCAUAGAUGGGGUGUCGUUGUCAGAGACUUUCAGUUUUAAUUCCUUUUUGGUCCCAAAGAUUUGGUCUAGGCCUACCUCAGACCUUUACCUUAGCUGACUAUGUAAGCCAUAAGCAGUGAGAAUACUGGAAACUCUGCUGAUACUUCAGGUUUUCCUGAUUAGUGGGCAAAACUCUUUGUUUACAGUACACAUUUUGAGUUUUCUUCAGAUGGCUUAAUGGUGAUUGGUUGUACAGUAGCCUUAUUGACUGGGCAUUUCCCCAAAUCGAGAAACUGGGUCAUUGAGCCACUCUUAUAUACUGUUUACUAUACGGUCAUUAUGCUAUCUUACCAUAGGGCUGGUGGACUGUGAUUAGUACUGUAGGCAGCAGCAGGCAGAUGGCUCAGAAAGCUCUAGAAAGACUAUUAGCUGAGACUUAACUUGGAAUUCAGUUAGGGAUCAUUAGGCCUGUCAGUUGGGGAUCAUUAGGCCUGUCAGUUGGCAUCUCUGGCUAUACAUCACCCUCCAAGCGUAUACGUGUAUCAGUGUUGCUCCAAGCAUUUGUUUAUUUUGUUAGAUAGAUAGUUUAUAUUCUACCGUGUCAACACAAUUCUAACACCACGCACCUAGAGCUAGAGUAGCUGUUAACUUGCCUAAAAGAGCAGAGCUAUUGAUCCAAUUGACUCUGUGAAACAACCGUGGUGGCAUAAUGAGCACUGAGUCCACGGUCUUAAGACCAUAAGGCUCCAGGGAGUGUAACAGUGACAGAGUCUUGGGUGGGUGAACUUGCCUUGUGUCCUUAGUUUGCUACAUCGUCAUUCAUAAGCACUAGCAGCAGUCACGUCUGGACUUGUGUAUCUUUCUUGAGAUCUAAUGUAGACAAGUGACGUACUGGUAGUUGUGUGACGUACUAUACCUUAUGAGCAAGGUCAAAUGUUAGAGUUGAACAGUAUGGCACUGUGCGUCAACAGAUUGACCUUGAAGGCAGUAAACAUACAUUGUUAUCAUCCAAAAAGAGAGCUAUGUCACUGAUCUUUGCAUGUGGUUUGUGUUUUGCAGAAUGGGCUGAUAGUAGCCUGUUACAUGGGCUGGGUGGAUGUGGUCAUAGCACUCUCUCAGUGCCCCCACAUCGAUGUCAACUGGCAAGACAACGAGGGGAAUACAGCCCUCAUGACAGCUGCUCAAGCAGGUAAGAAUCCACAGCUGUUUUAAAGCUGAAGUUUUGUUGGUUCCUAGUACAGUAUAUUUUGGGAAUGUGUCAACACAAAUAUGAUUAUUCUAAAUGAAAACAGCCAGAUUAAGCAAACAGAUGUUUUGAUCUGGAAAUAAUGAGUUGAAUUCAACAUGUUUCAUUGUGAAUAAGGUGAAUAACACAUUUGGUUUAUUUUUCAAUGCCAGGUCACAUUAUGAUAUCCAGCUACUUGAUCAACUACUUCCCCAACCUGGACCUAGAGCGUAGGAACUGCCAUGGAUUCACCGCUAUGAUGAAGGCAGCCAUGCAAGGGAGGGCAGAUGUUGUUCGUUUGCUCAUGAUGUCAGGUAGAGCUAAAUAUUUAGUAUUUCUAUGUAAUUUUUACAAUAUUUACACCCCCAUUGGCCUGUACACUUAACAGUUCCCAUAAACAAAGAAAAUAAUAAAUUACAAUUGAAUAACAAUGCAUUUAAUGCCUCUCUCUAUCUGUGUAUUCCCUCUACUAGGAGCGGACGUGGAGGCGAGGGACUACGGGCGCAAGAUGACCUCCAGGGAGUGGGCUUUGUUCACAUGCCGCUACGAGACGGCCUACCUGAUGAUGCGUCUGAUGACCCAGCCUUGCGCCGAGCAGUUCUGUGACUCCUACAAGCUGGAGUGGCCCAUGUUGCAGGAGCUGGUGGCCCAACGCCAGGAACCCAAGAGUUGCUGGCAGAAGGUGGCAGACAAGGCCUGCUGCAGGUUCUCACUCCGCAUGAAGACGGACCCCGUGGACGAUGGUGUGAUGGACCACAUGGUGCGCAUCACCACCGCCCUGUCCAGCCCAUUGAUCGCCACUGCCUGCCACACUGUGGCCCCGAGAAGCCCGCCCUGCAUCGGGAAGCGGCGCUAUGCUGUACCGGAGAUCCUCAGGAAGCAGCGUGUGGACGAGCUUAAGCGCCUGGGCCCCGACCGUAUCAACAACUACCAGAAGCUGUUCAAUAACUCCCGGGUGCAGCUGGUUCCUAAGAAGAGGGACCGGAGGGCCAGCCUGCAGACCCAAAUGUUGCAGGAGGUUGCGGUGGCCGGUACGUCGGCCCUGAGGCGUGCCAGCUUGCUUCCCCUGAACAUGAUGAGGAGGAGCAGCGUCAGGCCGGGCAUUGUGGUCCCCAAGGUGAGGCUGUGCAAGGCCCCCUCCGGGCCUGCCUCCGAGAAGAGAUGGAAGAGCAAGGACCCUGCGCUCCUCCAGCUCCCCAAGUGGAGGUACAAACAGGCUAAGGAGGAGAGGAGGAGGCAAGAGGAGGAGAAGCAGAGACGUUUACCCACAGUGAGGAGACGGUGAAAGACUUGAGCUAUGAGGAGAGGUCAAAAACAAUUUCAGGAGCCUUGGUUAGGCAAGCCAACCUUUUAUUGCAAUUGGUUCUGAGCUGAGGAGUUGAAGUGAUCACCUGCAUUCGAGAUUUUAGGGACUUUGCCACUAGAUUAUACUGUAGCCAUGGAGCACCAUGUCUUCCUGUCCCACAUUGGGUACUCUGUUUCUGGCUUUUGACAGUGUUGGGACGGGAACACUUGGCUUGAACUGUGCACUCACUGUGAGGAAUUCAUACUUGAACUUUGAUACAGAUUUAUUUUUGUAUGUAUUCUUCAGAUCAUGACUAUGUUUGAUAUUUCCAUUGUAAAAGGAUAACUCACGCUCACACAAUAUUACCUCUGCACAUUGUUUAUUGUGUCAACGUAUCGGUCAGAGACCCCCCCAUAAUAUUGAUACCUACUGCAUAUUUAUGUUUGUCUGAAUGUUAAG
Coregonus sp. 'balchen' is the source of this 5089-nucleotide messenger RNA. The record is from the annotation of a GenBank genome assembly. Lineage: Eukaryota; Metazoa; Chordata; Actinopteri; Salmoniformes; Salmonidae.